Messenger RNA from Hippocampus comes (tiger tail seahorse), 1190 nucleotides. It is a transcript of the gene aicda, whose product is annotated as activation-induced cytidine deaminase. Gene Ontology annotation, molecular function: zinc ion binding; RNA binding; cytidine deaminase activity. Gene Ontology annotation, cellular component: nucleus; cytoplasm. The coding region runs from base 397 to 1029 and encodes 210 amino acids. Gene Ontology annotation, biological process: cytidine to uridine editing. Lineage: Eukaryota; Metazoa; Chordata; Actinopteri; Syngnathiformes; Syngnathidae. The transcript has 5 exons. The record is from RefSeq and is a predicted model, not a curated record.
GUGUGUGUGUGUGUAGCUACAGAUAUAUUGCAUAAUCAUGUUCAGGAAAAUAUGCACUUUCAUAGAUGCACACGUGCAGCUGAUGAAGGGUCGUGAUUUGUUUUUUCUUUGACGCAAGUAUGUAAUCGACAAUGCAUCAUCAGAGUGUCACGCCCCUAAAAUUGAACAUUAAAAAAAAAAAACUUUCUGUCCAACCAGAAGCUGUGUCUGUUGGAUGCAGGAUGUUUAUGAUGAGAUGGAGGUUCUCAGUUCCCUACUACAAAAUGCGCACAAACAAACACGUACACACGUAUAUACACACACACACACAUACACACCCACGCACACUUUCGCUCUCUCUCACUCACCUCCAUUGGAAGCCCACACCCCAGCGAUUGACAAAGCGCAUCUUUCAAAAUGAUUACAAAACUCGACAGUAUGUUUUUGCCCCCCAAAAAGUUCAUCUACCACUACAAGAACAUGCGCUGGGCAAAGGGCCGCAACGAAACCUACCUGUGCUUUGUGGUGAAGAGGCGAGUGGGGCCAAACUCUUUGACCUUUGACUUUGGACACCUCCGUAAUCGAAACGGCUGCCACGUAGAGUUGCUGUUUUUACGUUACCUGGGAGUCCUGUGCCCUGGAGUCUGGGGUAGCGGAGAGGCGGGCCAGAGGAGACUCAGCUACUCCAUCACUUGGUUCUGCUCCUGGUCUCCCUGCGCAAACUGCUCCGCCGCUCUGUCCCAGUUCCUGAGCCGGAUGCCCAACCUUCGGCUCAGGAUCUUUGUGGCCCGCCUCUACUUCUGUGACAUGGAGGACAGCCAUGAGAGAGAGGGCCUGCGACUGCUACAGAAAGCGGGAGUGCAAGUCACAGUCAUGAGUUACAAAGACUACUACUACUGCUGGCAGACCUUUGUGGAUCGCAAGAAAAGCCACUUCAAGGCUUGGGAAGACCUUCAUCAGAAUUCUGUCAGACUGUCCAGGAAACUCAAUCGCAUCCUGCAGCCCUGUGAGAUGGAUUUAAGAGAUGCCUUCAAGCUUCUUGGACUGUGAAACGUUAUCUCCGGUGGCCCCUCACUACGAUUGCUGGACCGAGUCUGCCAUAGGAACAAAAACUGCUUUCGUUGUAUCAAGGCUUGAAAGAACAUUGCUUGCUUGCUUGCUUGUUGUGUCUAUGCAGCAUGGCCAGACUAAAUAAACUAUCUACCCUGUUA